GGCCAUCCCUGGCAUUGGCAAGGCAGCAAAAGCGUGUCUGGAUGGGGGUGCCCACCUCCUCCCAGGCACUGAAGCAGGAUGCUGCGAGCCAGCUGACAUCGAGUGAUAGCUCCCCUCGUCGAUUUCGCCAUCAGAGAAAUGGUACUCGAGAGGGACGGAUAUUUCAGCCGCACGGACCUGUCGGCGCUGGAUGCGGUCUCCAUGGAGACCCUGCCCACGGUUCAAAGAUCCCCCCCAUCAGCAGGCACCUGAAGCCUGCUUUGCAGACACCUCCUCAACAUUCGCUCAGAUCACAAGUGCCAUUGGCGUUACAGAUCAGAGUAUCUGGCCAGAGGGACGGUCUUGGCAUAAGCAUAGCUGGUGGGAGAGGAUCUUUGCCUUACAAAGACCGCGAUGAGGGUAUUUUUAUUUCCAGAGUCACAAAAGGGGGGGCCUCGGAAAAAGCUGGGGUCCAUGUUGGAGACAGAUUACUGCAGGUCAACAGUCUCAGCAUGCAGGGAGCAACCCACCUGGAGGCUGUCCGGGCCCUGAGGAAUGCUGGGAGCUGCAUUAAGAUGAGAGUUCUGCGGGAAGGCUCCCAUUUGAGUCAGCGGGUCAGCCAGUCGGACGGCGCUCUGGGUGCUGGGGAUGCUGCGAGCUGGCGACCGUGCAGCCACGAUGACAUCAAAGGCCCGAGGAUCAUAUCACACAAGGUCACGGAGGGCAUGGACAAAUCUGUGGAGGAUGUGGUCUGCAACAGCAAUGGCAUUAAUGACUUGAGGAAGUCUCAGUUUGAGGCAGUGCCAAUGACCAAAGGAAAUGAUUCAAGGCAUGUGGAUACAAACACGAUGAAAAUCCCACGGAUCAUUCUCACUCAUCCCUCUACAUCUGAUGAGGAUGUGGAGCUCUUGCCACAAGUUCCCAGGAGAGAGGCACAUUGCGACGCAGACAUUCCUGAGAGUCGAGUCCCUUUGGAAUGUUUUGACAGCGCGUUUUAUCCACCUUGAAUGCGUCCCCGCUCAAAACCUCUGGGGGACUUUUGAAACCAAACAAUGGAAAGUGUCUGUUACCAACGCACACCACUUUUUUUUCUUUCAAUUUCAAUUGCAGUAGUAUUAUGGGGGCAUUUGUUAUUUGCAAGUAAUGUCUGGUUUAUCUUUGGAAGCACUUUAUUUUAUAAACUUGUACAAUUACACAGACUGCAUGUAGCGCCAAAUGUUCAAAUGUUAAAUACAGCCUACUUCCAGCCACCACACAACAUGGUA
Syngnathoides biaculeatus (alligator pipefish) is the source of this 1244-nucleotide messenger RNA. Its product is annotated as protein lap4. Lineage: Eukaryota; Metazoa; Chordata; Actinopteri; Syngnathiformes; Syngnathidae. The transcript has 7 exons. Gene Ontology annotation, biological process: neurotransmitter receptor transport, endosome to postsynaptic membrane; neurotransmitter receptor transport postsynaptic membrane to endosome. The coding region runs from base 42 to 986 and encodes 314 amino acids. The record is from RefSeq and is a predicted model, not a curated record. Gene Ontology annotation, molecular function: protein binding. Gene Ontology annotation, cellular component: postsynaptic membrane; postsynaptic density; adherens junction.